ACAAUGUACUUGAAAACGAUUUAUACUUUAAUUCACCUACUGAAACAAGUCAAGUCCAUCCAUACGAACUACCAGGAAAUGUUAGGCAUAGGCAUAUGAAUUAUUUAAAUUUUGAUGAUAUUGAUGAUGGGUUAUCAUCUUGUAUUAAUUGUUUUGAGAGUUAUCAAGUCAAUGAAUUUGAUCAAGGGCUAGCUGAUGUUGAAGAUUCUAGAGAGAUUGUGGAGCAAGAUUGGAAUGAUUGGACAUUGGAGUCAGGUGUAUCUAUAGCAUGUCCUAAAUGGUGUGAAAAAUCUGACUACUUAGAAAUUCAAAGAUCUUGCAAAUCAAAAAAUUGUAAAUUAGAAUAUCCCUUUGAACUAAAAAGCAUUGUUAAAUUGGACACAUCAGAAGAUGUAAUUUCAGCAAUAAAGAAUUUCAAAACUGGCCACAGAUUAGUAUAUCCUGAACAUUCUGUUAUGCAGAGAGAGAACAUUUCAGAAAGCAGCUAUGGUUUAUAUGUAAUCAAUCAAUGCCUGAUAGAACUAUUUUGUGAAGAGAAAGAUGUAAUCUAUAAGCAAGGGGAAAUAAUAUUAUCAUCUGUAGAAUCAUGUCAUAAAAGAAAGAAGGUUGUUAACUCAUAUGAACAAAAGGCAGAUGCUUUUUUUACCUGCAUAAAGAAGUCAUUGGUAGAAAUAGGACAUCUUGAAAUUAGUGGUGGUUACAAUAUUGUGGAUAAGCCAUGGUCUACAUGGGACCAUUUAAAGGGAGCAAUUGGGAAUGUGUAUAUGUUAGAAACAAUCAAAAUUGUAAAUGAGGUAUGUGCUGAAAAUGUUAAUAAUAUGUUUGAAAAUGUAUCUCAACUUCCUGAUGGUCUUCCUCUUCACUCAUGUACUCUAUCCAAAGAAGCUCACCAUGCUGGGAUAAAAUCAAUUUAUGCUCAGAGUGAAGUUGGCGCUCCAAAUAAACAAAUUCCUGAAGAAUAUCAAAAUCCAAACAUUUGCAAAUUUGUAUUGGAGAAAGCUGGAGAUCCCAUCACAGAUCUGUUAUUGGAACAAGCAGUAGUGAACAUUAGUUUGGAAAAAUACUUACAAAGUGUUGGUGAACUUGAAA
Entrophospora candida is the source of this 1089-nucleotide messenger RNA. NCBI's taxonomy places the organism in Eukaryota, Fungi, Glomeromycota, Glomeromycetes, Entrophosporales, Entrophosporaceae. The record is from the annotation of a GenBank genome assembly.